AUGUCGCCGAGCGAUAGAUAUAGCGGUCAAGAUGACGGCGCCGUCGUUAUUUCGUAUCCCACUCUGCUCUCUUCCCCACAAUCUUUGGGGCCAGCAAUCGAAAGGGCCUUUGGCUCAGACCCAGAGUCUUUGGGGCUAAUUGUUGUCCGCGACCUACUGUCUGAUUAUCCGCAAUAUCGAGAGCGGCUGUUGAAAUUGGCUUACCAAUUCGGACAUCUCGAUGAAGCUGUCCGAGAAAGCUACUCUGACCCCAGUAGCAAAUAUAGCUUCGGCUGGUCUCAUGGGAAGGAAAUUAUGAACGGAUUACCAGAUACCCUCAAAGGAUCUUUCUAUGCCAACCCUAUUGUGGAAGAUGCCACCGUAGCUCCUGAAGAGAGGGCACUCUUCCCAGAAUAUUACGGCAAGAAUAUCUGGCCUAAGCCAGAUGAGAAGGGGGUGGAAAAUUUUGAAACAGCAUUCAAAGAUCUUUCUAAGCUUAUCUUCAAUGUGGGAUGCCAAUUAGCGGUAGCAUGCCAACCUUUUGCAUCAUCUAAAUUACUUGACUCCACCAUUUCCCUCCCCGACUUGAUCAAGAACUCACAGACGACGAAAGCCCGUUUGCUCCAUUAUUUCCCUCCGUCUUCAACCUCAGUCUCUGUUGAAAAUCCUCCUGUUGAUAGCUGGUGUGGAUUUCACUUGGAUCACUCGCUGUUAACAGGUCUUUGUCCGGCUAUGUUUUUGCGCCGAAAUAACGAUGGAUCGUGCGAUACUAUUAAAUCGCCUUCGCCCACCUCUGGAUUGUACAUCCGUACCAGAGGCGCACAACUAGUUAAAGUGUCGAUUCCAGAAGGCUGCAUCGCCUUCCAAACGGGCGAGGCCCUCGAAAUUGCUACCGAUGGACGACUAUUAGCAACCCCUCAUUGCGUUAAUGUUGGGACUUUCUCUGGAACUGAAGAAAUAUCCAGAGAGUCGUUUGCAUUGUUUAUGCAGCCGAACACCGAUCAGCACCUUUCAAGUAACAUGACCUUCGGGCAGUUCAGUAAAAAGGUUUUCGAAGAACAUUACAAAUCCCCCAAUAGCGUAUAA
This is a messenger RNA of Psilocybe cubensis, 1065 nucleotides long. RefSeq lists its product as uncharacterized. The coding region runs from base 1 to 1065 and encodes 354 amino acids. Lineage: Eukaryota; Fungi; Basidiomycota; Agaricomycetes; Agaricales; Agrocybaceae. The transcript has 10 exons. The record is from RefSeq and is a predicted model, not a curated record.